UGGGCAAACAGAAAAGUAGUGUGAAAAAAUCUUGGGAUGGAGUGAAUAAAAUUUCCACCAUGCAUAUCAUAUCUACUAAAAAAUUCACUCUCUACUCUCUAAAGUCUACUAACAUUUUUCCUCUACCCACCACAAACGAACCAUUCUUUAUGAGUUUAAGUGAUCUUCCACACCCACAUGAGAGUAUUAGAGAAACAUAUAUACUCAAAGCCAUGGAAUUAAGUUCCUCCAUUAAAGAUUCAUGGAAGGUUUUCAUAUUAGGAACCAUUAUUAGUUGCUUAAUGCUUCUUCUUUUCCUAACUGAAAGUGACCAAAAAUCAUCUCUUUCAGGUGCUUCCAUUAAUUUCCUACAAAAAUCUUCACCAUUACAAGAAUCAUCAAGCUCAACCAUGCCUUUAAUGGCUCCUCAACCUUCCAUUAUAGCUGGUUAUGAUGAAUCUUUUGUGGGUACAACUUUUAAUGGUGAAGAAGUUAAAGCUAGUACUAUUGCUGAGUCUCCAAAAGCUUCAUUGCCACCAUUUUCUUCUAAAAAUGUCAAUCUUAUGAGUCCUGUUGAAUCACUCAAUUCAAGGGAUGAAAAUUUAAGUUUUGUUGAUUACAAUGAAGGAGUAGUGGAAAGGUGUAACAUGUUUGAUGGAAGAUGGGUUUAUAAGGUGGAUGCAAGAGCAAGCUAUUGUCCAUUAAGGUGUCCUUUUAUUGAAGAAAAGAUGAGUUGCUUAAAAAAUGGAAGACCAGAUUUUGAGUAUGAAAAAUGGGUUUGGGAAUCUUAUGAUUGUGAUAUACCAAUGUUAAAUGGUACGGACAUGGUGGAAAGAUUUAGAAACAAAAGAGUGGUGUUAGUAGGAGAUUCGUUAAAUCGAAACAUGUGGGAGUCUCUUGCUUGUACACUCUAUUCAUCUAUUCCUUAUCCUUCAACUAAAGCUCAAGUUAAGUUCGAAAGUGCACAUAUUAAGACUUUCUUGAAGGCAAAGGAUGAAUAUAACUUUACAGUAGAAUUUUACUGGAGCCCAUUUUUGAUAGAACAUGACAUAAACCAUGAAAGUGGAAAGAAAGUCCUUGUGUUAGAUAAACUUUCGUCAAACUCUGAAUCAUGGACUGGUGCUGAUAUUUUGAUUUUUAAUUCUGGCAUGUGGUGGAGCCAAACUGGCAAUAAAAAAGGAUGGGAGUUCUUCCAAUACAAUGGGAAACUAAUAGAGAACAUGCCACUACACCAAGCCUACACAAGAGCAAUGAGAACAUGGGCAAAUUGGGUAGAAAACAACGUUAAUCCUAAACAAACAAAAGUAUUCUUUAGAUCAAUCUCAACCGAGCAUAAAGCUCCUCAAUAUCAUCAAUGGUGUUAUGAUCAAACUCAGCCAUUAAUGGACUCUUAUAGAUCUCUAUACCCUAAAACACUUAUACGUGUUAUUGAGACUAUAAUUAAAGGAAUGACUAAAAUAAAUGUCACGUAUUUGGACGUCACGAAAUUGUCACAAUCUAGAAUUGACGCUCAUCCUUCCGUGUUUAGGACUAAAGAUUGGAGAAAUCUUGCUAAAACGUAUACACAUAAUCUUUCUUCGUAUACUGAUUGUGGUCAUUGGUGUCUUCCUGGAGUUCCCGAUACUUGGAAUAGGUUAUUUUACGCUUCUUUAGUUUUUGAUGAUUUUAAUUAAUUUUGAGUAAUUAAUAAUAAGAAAGUUUAAUUUUUGUUAGUUAUAUAUUUUGAUCAUAAAUUUGUUGUAAGGAUUAAUUAGUGAUGUGUAUGUAUUUAUUUGACAUUAGAAAUAAAUAGAUGUAUUAAAUAUUUGAAUAUUUAUUAUAUGAAGUAUUUUAUUUAUCAAUCUUUGUAAAACUCCUUUGUCAGUUUGUCCAUUAUUCUUUUAUA
Molecule: messenger RNA, 1864 nt
Organism: Amaranthus tricolor (Joseph's coat)
Lineage: Eukaryota; Viridiplantae; Streptophyta; Magnoliopsida; Caryophyllales; Amaranthaceae
Product: protein trichome birefringence-like 38
Exons: 5
Coding region: 60-1652 (530 amino acids)
Cellular component (GO): Golgi apparatus
Molecular function (GO): O-acetyltransferase activity
Source: RefSeq, a predicted model, not a curated record